CCAGUGCUGGCUUGGCGGAGAACGUGUGGGCUAAUUUCUGUGUUGAAAAUCUGCUAAAGGUCGAGGAUGGCACAUUCCUUGAGAAAUACGUUAAAAUUGACUAGAAAUUUGCGACAGCUUCCGGCUAGGGGCCUUAGCGGUUCGUCAACCUCAGACUGGGUCCCGAAAGAUCCCGAAACCCACACUGGACAGCACUGGGAGAAGGAUGACUACCGCCUGGCUCGGUUCAUCAACACACCAAAACAGAUCAACAAGAACUUUGCGAUCGACUUGAUCAAGGAAGUCCCUCCCAAAGCGGUGAACGAACGACUCGUCUGGUGUGACGGUGGGGAUGGUGCUCUGGGACACCCGAAGGUGUACAUCAAUCUGGACAAGCCAGGCAACCAUGCCUGUGGCUACUGCGGCCUCAGGUAUUACAAGAGCGAUCAUCACUGAGAAGGAGAAAGUGGGCAAGAUAAAAAAAAAGAUAGAGAAUCACACGUCUGUAUAGUUAGGGGAGAAAUAAAGCGUUCACGUCUGUAA
Molecule: messenger RNA, 522 nt
Organism: Ornithodoros turicata
Lineage: Eukaryota; Metazoa; Arthropoda; Arachnida; Ixodida; Argasidae
Gene: ND-13A
Product: NADH dehydrogenase [ubiquinone] iron-sulfur protein 6, mitochondrial-like
Exons: 4
Coding region: 67-435 (122 amino acids)
Biological process (GO): mitochondrial electron transport, NADH to ubiquinone
Source: RefSeq, a predicted model, not a curated record